AUGGCGAGAGGGCAUGUCGCUGCAGCGAGAGCGCCGCAUUUCAGACCGUAUAUAAGGGUUCUUAGAGGACUGUGCAAGGGUUAUUUCAAAACUCUCGACCCCUCUCUUCUCCCUUUCGCAUUUUCGGUCGAUUCCCGCUCCAAAUCACUAGGAAACCCCAACCUUUUGCGUGAUUCUAGGCCGAAGGGAGUGAUUGAAGCCAUUUUGGGAAAGUUCUUGCAGAUUCUAGACUUGAAUAACCGAGAGCACCUUGAAAAAAACACUGGAUUACGAUACCAGAACGAGAACGGGUCACUCCCGGACCAGCACAGUCCCUCUAGACCUACCAAAUGUGCUGUUGAAGGCCAGAUGAGUACUCUCACCCUUGCAAUUGUUGUUGUUGUGAUGUUGUGCUGCGAUAAUCGUACCUUGAUACGUGAGCAGAUCAGGCAGUUUCAAAUGAACCAAACUUUGAAGCUACUGAUUUUAUGUGCAUGGACUUGUUUAUUCUCUGCACUGAGAUGUACCGCAAGAGCUGAUCCUCCAGUAGCAACAAACGAGGACCCCAAAUUUACUACUGAAGGUGCCAGUUCAGAAAGUUACAACCAGUUCAUUGAAAUUCUUCGAGACCGUCUAAGAGGUGGGCAGAUACAUGAGAUACCUGUGCUUAGAGAUCCAACAACAGUGCAAGAUAGAAAUCGAUAUGUAACAAUCGAACUCUCAAACUCGGCGACGGUAUCUAUCCAAAUAGGUAUCGAUCUGACUAAUGCAUACGUUGUAGCAUACCAAGCAGGAAGUCGGUCUUAUUUCUUCCGUGAUGCCCCACAAUCUGCAUUUAACAACCUUUUCAAUCCCACGGAGCAGUUCACACUUCCUUUUACUGGUGCUUACGGUGAUCUAGAGAGGACGGCUCGUCGGUCUAGAGAGCAAAUAACACUAGGGUUACAGCCCUUGAUACAUACGAUAUCGUUUUUACAUAGUGAGCGCGAUGACAAUCAAGAAAGAGCUCAGUCCAUGAUCGUGAUAAUCCAAAUGGUUGCAGAAGCAGCUCGAUUUGAGUACAUAUCACGCCGGGUUCGUGUCAGCAUCCGAACUGGUAACACGUUUCUACCUGAUUCUCCCAUGUUAAGUUUGGAGAACAAUUGGAGUGGUCUAUCAAGAGGUGUUCAACAAUCAGUGCAAGGAACUUUUCCAAAUAAUGUCGUGUUAACAAAUCAUCGUAGCGAACCUGUUAUUGUAGAUUCCGUGGCCAGUGUUGUUCCCAUUCUAGCACUGAUGCUUUUUGUCUGCAAUCCAAUUGCAAACCAAUCACCUCUAGUAAUAAGAUCGAUUGUGGAAAGAUCAGAGACCUGCAAUUCUUUUGAACCAACCGUGCACAUUGCUGGUCGAGAUGGGAUGUGCGUGGUUGUGUCUGACAAUGCCUAUAACGACGGCAAUCCUAUCAUAACGUGGAAAUGCGCAGACCAAGAGAACCAGCUGUGGACCUUGAAACAAGACAAGACGAUAAGGUCCAAGGGGAAGUGUUUAACGACAUACGGUAAUGCUGUUCCAGGGAAUUACGUCAUGAUAUUUGAUUGUACCUCCGCAGCAGCAGGGGCCACUAAUUGGGAGAUUUGGGACAAUGGAACUAUUAUCAAUCCAAGCUCUGGCUUGGCCUUGAGUGUUGAAUCCAGUGGCAUGGGAAAGACACUUACCGUGCAAACAAACGAAUAUCGAAUGCGACAGGGCUGGCGCACAGGAACUGACACAGGCCCUUUUGUAACUUCAAUUGCUGGGUAUUUGGAUCUCUGCAUGGAAGCGCACGGAAGUAAUAUGUGGCUGGCUGACUGUGAUAGAAAUAAGAAGGAGCAGCAAUGGGCACUUUACCCAGAUGGUUCUAUACGUCCAGUGCAAAAUACAAACAGCUGUUUAACAUCUGAAGAACACAAACAAGGAGCUACCAUUGUCAUGAUGGCUUGUAGCAAUGCAUGGGCUAGCCAACGAUGGGUGUUUAGAAAUGAUGGUACCAUCUAUAGUUUAUACGACGACAUGGUGAUGGAUGUGAGACGCUCUGAUCCAAGUCUUAAACAGAUAAUACUUUGGACAUGGACUGGUAACCCUAACCAAAAGUGGGUUACUUUGUUUUAA
Abrus precatorius (Indian licorice) is the source of this 2106-nucleotide messenger RNA. RefSeq names its product abrin-a-like. The record is from RefSeq and is a predicted model, not a curated record. Bases 1 to 2106 code for a protein of 701 amino acids. The transcript has 5 exons. Lineage: Eukaryota; Viridiplantae; Streptophyta; Magnoliopsida; Fabales; Fabaceae. Gene Ontology annotation, molecular function: rRNA N-glycosylase activity. Gene Ontology annotation, biological process: negative regulation of translation.